AUGCCCAGCCUUCCCCUGCUGCUGCUGCUGCUCUGGGGCGUGGGGGUUCACGUCUUCACAGCGCCUGCUGAAACACGAGAGCGAGAUGCCACGAUGGCCCAGAAAUACCUACAAAAGUACAACAACUUGAAGACUGGAACCAACAAAUCUGGAAGGCAGAGAAACAGCGGUUUAGUGGUUGAGAAGCUGAAGCAAACGCAGAAAUUCUUUGGGCUGAAGGUGACUGGGCGACCAGAUGCUGAGACCCUGCACGUGAUGCACCAGGGCUGGUGUGGGGUGCCCGACGUGGCUCCCUAUGUCCUCACUGAGGGGAACCCUCAAUGGGAAAACACACACCUGACCUACAGGAUUGAAAAUUACACACCAGACCUGCCAAGAGCAGAGGUGGACUGUGCCAUUGACAAAGGUUUUCAACUCUGGAGUAAUGCCUCCAUCCUGACCUUCACCAAGCUCUCUGAGGGUCAGGCAGACAUAAUGUUAUCCUUUGGGGAGCUAAAUCAUGGCGAUAAGUCCGACUUUGGCAGAAUCAGAAGCCUGCUUGCUCAUGUGUUCCUGCCAGGAAGGGGCAUGGGAGGAGGUGUUCAUUUUGAUGAGGAAAAAACAUGGACCGAUGACUUCAGAAACUACAACUUGUAUUAUGUGGCAGCAUAUGAGUUGGGCCAUUCCCUUGGACUACUCCAUAGUGAUGACAUUGGCUCUUUGAUGUUCCCCAGAUACAUCUACUAUGGUGAUGCCCUGCUGUCUCCGAAGGACAUCGAUGCCAUCCAGGCCAUCUAUGGACCUUCCAAAAAUCCCAUCCAGCCAAAAGAACCGCCAAUCCCACGAGCCUGUGAUAGCAAGUUAACAUUUAAUGCUGUCACCAAAAUUCGUGGAGAAUCAUUCUUCUUUAAAAACAUGUUCUUCCUACGCACAGGUGUCUUCUACGAAACAGUGGAUCCCGAUGUCAUUUCUGACUUAGGUAACGGAGUAGACACUGCUUAUGAAGUUGCUAGAAGAGAUGAAGUUUUAUUUGUUAAAGGUGGUAAAUACUGGGCCAUCAAGGGGCACCGGGCACUGUAUGGCUAUCCCAGGGACAUCUACAGCUCCUUCGGCUUCCCCCAAAGGGUGAAGAAAAUCGAUGCUGCCGUUCACGAGGAGGAGACUGGGAUGACGUACUUCUUUGUUGCCAGCGAGUAUUGGCGGCAAAGACAGGCAGAUCACUCAGCGGAAGGAGUUGCCUUUUUAAAAAUCAUUCUCAAACCCUGCAGAACCUCCAUCCUCCCUUGGUGAAUGGACGCAGCUAGACCAAGAGUCACUCGGAAGCCUCUCUGUUAUCGUCACGCCAUGUCUGUCCUUGCGAGGCAAGGGACCUGUAGGAUGGAGUUGAAAAGGACAAUAGAAAGUGGGAACAGAAAGGAACCUUCUUUCCCACGGUAGUUCUCCUUGAUAGGGCAGACAAUGGAGUCUGAGAUAAAGUUUGAAUCAGAUUUUAGGGUUGAUGCUGCUCUAGUCUGUUCCAGUCUCCCAUAACCCUAUUGAACUGGGACCCUUGCCAGUUGAAACCUAUUAUUUCCAUGCUGGCAAUGCACCCACUCACAACUGUUUACAGCGGUGGUUUUCUACAAAAUGAAAAUGAAGGCAGCCCUCACCUCUCAGAUUUAUUCUGAAGAGUUAAGGAAGCAGUAUACUUAAACCACUCAGAACAGUGACUUGAUACUUAAUGCUGAAUAUUACUUAUUGUUAUUAAUCACACAUUCUGAAAUUUCUAAUAUUUUUUUUUUACCGGGUAUGAUGA
Messenger RNA from Neofelis nebulosa (Clouded leopard), 1774 nucleotides. RefSeq names its product interstitial collagenase-like. The transcript has 8 exons. Gene Ontology annotation, biological process: extracellular matrix organization; collagen catabolic process; proteolysis. The coding region runs from base 1 to 1269 and encodes 422 amino acids. Gene Ontology annotation, cellular component: extracellular matrix. The record is from RefSeq and is a predicted model, not a curated record. NCBI's taxonomy places the organism in Eukaryota, Metazoa, Chordata, Mammalia, Carnivora, Felidae. Gene Ontology annotation, molecular function: metalloendopeptidase activity; zinc ion binding.